Molecule: messenger RNA, 4656 nt
Organism: Drosophila virilis
Lineage: Eukaryota; Metazoa; Arthropoda; Insecta; Diptera; Drosophilidae
Product: ATP-dependent translocase ABCB1
Biological process (GO): transmembrane transport
Cellular component (GO): membrane
Molecular function (GO): ATP hydrolysis activity; ABC-type oligopeptide transporter activity; ATP binding
Source: RefSeq, a predicted model, not a curated record
GAUAGAGAUAAGGAUAAACAGAGAGAGAGAGAGCGAGAGAGAGAGAGAGAAAGAGACAGAGGGAGAGAGUGAGAAUCGAAUCGCUCUCUUUAAUGUUGAUUGAAAAAUGAAUGAUGACAUCUAAAAGUAAAUCGUUAAAUUCCGUUUAUUGUUAAGCGGUUUAUUGGCAUUAAAUUGCGCCCAAAUAAAUAUAAAUACAAAUUUGAAAUAAAAAAUUACAAAUUUGGACUUCAACUAGAUUAUAAACAAUUAACGCUUUUUCUAUUUAAACGUGACUUGAUUUCUGUUUGGUUUUAGUUUAGUCCGUGGUCAUGCUCUUUGCGCCUACUCUUAACAUGUUAAUGGCACAAUAAAUUGAUAAACAUGAGCCGAUAUCGACAAAUAUGAGUUAGGGCCCAACAAUACACAUAUAUAAGCUCAAUUGUUUUGGCCAAUUUCGCAAGUCUCCUACUAACCGUCGUGUUAUGCAGUUCGGCCUUUAAACUAAGUGCCCAAUAUUAAAAGUUAAUAUCAUAUAUAAUGACCGCAUCAUACGGAAAUGCCGUCAAGGACGACGAUAGUCGAAUGUCGCAGUACAGAACGAAUAUUGUCUUGAGUGAAUCCUUUACUGCCAAGGAGAAAGAACGCAAAAGCUUCGAACCGAAUAAGAAAAAAAAGAAUUCCAAGCAUAAAGAACCGGCGGACAACGAUGAGGACGAGAAACCGAAAGAAGACAUCAAGCCAGUUGGUUUCUUCACGAUGUUCCGCUAUGCAUCAAAAAAGGAUCGAAUCCUCUACUGCAUCGGACUGCUCUGCUCGCUUGCAAUGGGUCUGACAACGCCAGCAAACAGUUUGAUCUUUGGAAAUCUUGCUAACGACAUGAUUAACUCAAGUGGACGUGGACAGGAAACUACUUAUACAAGGGAAUCCUCCAAUUCCGAGGCCCUGUUGGACGCGGUGCAAAAGUUUUCACUGAACGUGACCUACAUUGGGCUUGUAAUGCUCUUCUGCAGUUACAUGGCCAUCACAUGCUUUAAUUAUGCUGCCCACUCACAAAUAAUGAGCAUACGUUCCAAGUUUUUCCAAUCUGUGCUGCAUCAGGACAUGGGCUGGUACGAUAUCAAUCCGAGCGGCGAGGUAGCCAGCCGAAUGAACGAAGAUCUAGCGAAGAUGGAGAAUGGUCUAGGCGAAAAAGUUGUGAUUUUUGUGAAUUUAAUGGUUGCGUUCGUUGGAUCCAUUAUACUUGCCUUUGUCAAGGGCUGGCAGCUCUCCUUGGUCUGCCUGUCUAGUCUGCCGGUGACCCUAAUAGCCAUGAGCUUUGUCGCCAUAGCCACAUCCAAGUUGGCUAAGCAGGAGGUCAAUAUGUAUGCUGGCGCCGCAAUCGUUGCCGAAGAAGCUUUGUCCGGAGUACGCACAGUCAAGGCGUUUGAGGGCGAACAUAAGGAGGUCGCCGCCUAUAAGGAGAAAGUCGUCGCUGCCAAGGAUCUGAACAUUAAGCGUAAUAUGUUUUCCGGCAUUGGUUUCGGCCUCCUGUGGUUCCUAAUCUACGGCUCGUAUGGCCUGGCCUUCUGGUAUGGUGUUGGAUUGGUUAUCAACGGUCGCCACGAUCCAUACUAUGAGAACUAUACGGCCGGCACGAUGAUAACAGUGUUCUUCUCGGUUAUGAUGGGCUCCAUGAACUUAGGCUCGGCAUCUCCGUAUAUUGAGGCAUUUGGCAUAGCAAGGGGUGCCUGUGCCAAGGUAUUCCACAUCAUUGAGCAGAUCCCAACUAUCAAUCCAAUCCAGCCGCGUGGCAAGAGCCUUAAUGAGCCGCUGACAACCAUCGAAUUCCGCAACGUUGAGUUCCAGUAUCCCACACGCAAAGAGAUCCCCAUUCUGCAAAAGCUUAAUCUGCAGAUCCAUCGCGGCCAGACGGUGGCUCUGGUGGGCCCCUCUGGAUGUGGCAAGUCAACCUGCAUACAACUGUUGCAGCGCUUUUAUGAUCCGCAGGCCGGAAACAUUUUCUUUAACGGCACCAACAUCAAGGAUAUCAACAUUAAAUGGCUGCGCGAGCGCAUCGGAGUGGUCGGCCAGGAGCCCGUGCUCUUUGGCCAAUCCAUAUACGAGAACAUACGAUAUGGCCGAGAGGAUGCCACUAGGGCGGACAUUGAGGCGGCAGCCGCAGCAGCAAAUGCUGCCAUAUUUAUUAAAAAACUUCCGAAGGGCUACGAGACACUGGUGGGUGAACGUGGAGCUCAAUUGUCCGGGGGGCAGAAACAACGUAUUGCCAUUGCUCGCGCUCUGAUUCGUGAUCCGGAAAUACUACUGUUGGAUGAGGCAACCUCCGCCCUCGAUACGGCCAGCGAGGCCAAGGUGCAGGCAGCCCUGGAGAAGGUUAGUCAGGGUCGUACCACCGUCAUUGUGGCCCAUCGUCUGUCCACAGUACGUCGUGCCGACAGGAUCGUGGUUCUGAACAAUGGCCAGGUCGUCGAGACCGGCACUCACCAGGAACUGAUGAUGAUAAAGGGCCAUUACUUCAAUUUGGUAACCACGCAGAUGGGGGAUGACGAUGGCAGCGCUCUCAGUCCCAGCGGAAACAUCUAUAAGAACCUCGAUAUAAAGGAUGAGGACGAACAGGAAAUUAAAAUUAUACACGACGCUGUCGACGAGGAAGAAGAUCCGAAACUUCAAAAGAAUAAGAAAAAAGCAAAGAAGGACAAAAAUAAGAGUUCUAUCUUGUGGGGCAUCAUGAAGCUGAACAAACCGGAAUGGAUGCAAAUCACAGUGGGUUGUAUAUGUUCGAUCAUAAUGGGCUUCGCGAUGCCCGUUUUCGCCAUGCUCUUUGGCAGCAUUCUGCAGGUCAUGGAAUCCGAGAACGAUGAUUACGUCAGGGAGAACACGUCCCAGUAUAGUUUGUACUUCCUGAUCGCUGGCAUUGUUGUUGGCUUGGCCACAUUUAUGCAGAUAUUCUUCUUCGGCAUUGCGGGCGAACGCCUCACGGAGCGCCUAAGAGGUCUUCUCUUCAGUAGCAUGCUGAAGCAGGAGGUAGCCUGGUUUGAUGAUCGUGCCAACGGCACUGGAAGUCUUUGCGCUCGGCUUUCCGGUGAUGCAGCCGCUGUACAGGGCGCGACAGGUCAGCGCAUUGGCAGCAUUAUCCAAUCGGUCGCGACCUUGCUGCUGAGCAUCGCGCUGUCCAUGUACUAUGAGUGGAGCUUGGGCCUGGUGGCUUUGGCGUUUACGCCCUUUAUAUUGAUCUCCUUCUAUAUGCAGAGCAUUAUCAUGGAACAGGAGAACAUGGGCAAUGCCAAAAUAAUGGAGAACACAACCAAAUUGGCCGUUGAGGUGGUAUCAAAUAUUCGCACGGUGGUUUCCCUAGGACGCGAGGAAAUGUUUCAUCGCAGCUACAUCGAAACGCUGUCGCCAGCCGUUAAGACGUCCCAGAAGAAUACGCACUAUCGAGGUGUUAUGUACGGCCUGGCAAACUCAAUGAUGUUCUUUGCCUAUGCGGCAUGCAUGUCCUACGGCGGUUGGUGUGUGGUCAAUCGGGGUCUCAAGUUCGGGGAUGUGUUCAAAGUAUCGGAGGCAUUGAUCAUAGGCACGGCAUCCAUCGGCAGCGCCUUGGCCUUUGCUCCCAACAUGCAAAAGGGGAUAAGUGUUGCGGUGACCAUACUGAGAUUCCUGGAGCGUAAGCCACUAAUUGCUGACAGUCCUGGCGUCUCCUUGAAGCCCUGGCACUGUAACGGCAAUGUGAUGUUCGAUAAGGUGCAAUUUAGCUAUCCGACCCGUCAGGAAGUCCAGGUGCUCCGGAACCUAGUUCUGGCGGUGCAAACUGGCAAGAAAGUGGCACUGGUGGGUCCGUCAGGCUGCGGCAAAUCCACUUGUAUUCAGCUGCUGCAGCGAUUCUAUGACGUGGACGCUGGCGCUGUGCAGAUCGAUGGCCACGAUAUCCGACAAUUGGCCAUUUCAAAUCUGCGCAUGCAGCUGGGCAUUGUCUCGCAGGAACCGAUACUAUUCGAUCGUACCAUACGUGAAAAUAUUGCCUAUGGUGACAAUUCCCGAAUUGUCACCGACCAGGAGAUUAUAGCGGCGGCCAAGAAGUCCAAUAUACAUCAGUUCAUUGCUAAUUUGCCACUGGGCUAUGAAACACGAAUGGGUGAGAAGGGCGCGCAGCUAUCCGGAGGGCAGAAACAACGUAUUGCCAUUGCACGCGCCCUAAUUAGAAAUCCAAAAAUACUUCUGCUCGAUGAGGCUACCUCCGCAUUGGACGCGGAAAGUGAGAAGAUCGUUCAAGAGGCAUUGGAUGUGGCUGCCGAGGGACGCACCACAAUUAGCAUAGCCCAUAGAUUGUCUACCAUUGCCGACUCGGAUAUUAUCUACGUAUUUGAGAACGGAGUCGUCUGUGAAAGCGGCAACCACAAAGAGCUUCUCCAGAACCGUGGACUCUACUACACACUGCACAAAUUGCAAACUGGCACCACGUAGUUGGCUUUCGAUCAAUUGCAGCCUUGCAAUCAAAGCGCAACUAGCAUUGUAAUAUAAAUAUAUUCACACAUUUCCAUAUUAACAUAUUAGUAGUUAAGAUGCAGACUUGCAGAAUUUAAUGAAAAUUUGAAUAUUUCAAAGCUUUAAAAUAUUAUAUACAUUCAUCAACGGUCGACAAUAACGUGCGUAACGACAGCAUCAUUUGAGAAACACAAA